GCAGGGAGCCCAGCUGGCGGGUCCUGCUCUGCGCUCACCAUGGUGUCCCGGGACCAGGGCCCACAGUACGUGGCACUCUGGGAUUUUGAGGCCCGCACGGAGAAGGAGCUGAGCUUCCAUGAGGGGGACCUCUUUCACGUGACCUUAAUAAAGGGCCAGUGGUGCAUGGCCGAGCUGCUGGACCCGUCGGGCAGGGUCGUGGCCCAGGGCUAUGUGCCCCUCGACUACCUGGCCCAGAAGGAGACGCUGGAGUCAGAGCCGUGGUUUUUUGGCUGCAUCUCCCGCUCGGAGGCGACACACCGACUACAGGCCGAGGGCGUUGGGCGAGGUGCCUUCCUGAUCAGGGUCAGCCAGAAGCCAGGCGCCGACUACGUCCUGUCUGUGCGGGACACGCAGACGGUGCGACAUUACAAGAUCUGGCGGCAAGAGGGGGGCCGGCUGCACCUCAGCGAGGCCCUGUCCUUCCCCAGCCUGUCUGAGCUCGUGACCCAUCACCGGGAGGAGAGCCUGACCCACGGCCUGCGCCUGGCAGCGCCCUGCAGCAAGGAUGAGCAGGAACCACUGCCCUACUGUGACGACUGGGAGCGACCGAGGGAGGAGUUCUCGCUCUGCAGGAAGCUCGGCCAGGGCUGCUUUGGGGAGGUCUAUGAGGGCCUCUGGAAGGACCAAGUCCAAGUGGCCAUCAAGGUCAUCCCCCGAGCCGACCUCCGGCAGCAGCAUGUCAUCCACUCGGAGAUCCAGGCCAUGAAGAAGCUGCGGCACAAGCACAUCCUGUCCCUCUACGCUGUGGUCUCGGUGGGCGACCCUGUGUACAUCAUCACCGAGCUCAUGCCCAAGGGGAGCCUGCUGUCGCUGCUGCGGGAGUCUGAGGAGACAGACCUGCCCAUGUCCGAACUGGUGGACUUCGCAUCGCAGGUGGUCGAAGGUAUGUGCUACCUGCAGUCACAGAACUACAUCCACCGGGACCUCGCCGCCAGAAAUAUCCUCGUGGGAAAGAACAAUAUAUGCAAAGUUGGGGACUUCGGACUGGCCCGGCUCAUCAAGGAGGGCACAUACCUGUCCUGCGAGAACAACAUCCCCUACAAGUGGACAGCGCCUGAGGCCCUGGCCCGAGGCCACUACUCCAUCAAGUCAGACAUCUGGUCCUUUGGGGUCCUCCUCCAUGAGAUCUUCAGCAAAGGCCAGGGGCCCUACCCAGGUAUGAGCAACCUCGAGGCCUCCCGGAGGGUGAAUGCUGGCUACCGCAUGCCUUGCCCGGUCGAAUGCCCGCCUGCCAUGCACAGGCUGAUGCUGGCGUGCUGGCACGAGGACCCCAAGCAGCGGCCCUGCUUCUUGGCUGUGCAGGAGCAGCUGUGCACCCUCAGCAGGUACGAGAACCCACUCUGAGCCCUCACUGAGGGGCAGUGCUGGACAGCAGGUGGACGCAAGGGAAGGUCAGCCCACAAUGUCUCCUGGACCCUCUGGGCUUGGGGCCCAGGCCCUUGUCCCUGUCCUCCCCACGGCCAUCGGCAGUGACCGCUGUGCAGGCUGCCAGAGACUGCGGGGACUCGGGGGCACCCUGCCUGCAUUCAGCCAAGGGAUGGGGAUCAGGACCACCAGGCCCCAGCGGGUCCCUGUUCUGUCCCUGGUACCCUGUGGGGAAACCAAGGCAGACACCACAGCAGCUGCUGGAAGGAUCUAGAAGGGCUGGCCAGCCAAGCUGAGCACAGACUGAGCCCCACGUGCCCAGGGGAGCCUGUUCUCAGAGGGGCCACACCUCAGCCCACUCCAUGCUGCUUGCUCGCCACUCAGAGACCAACGUGGUACUGCGGGGUGGGACAGAGGUGACUGAUGCCACCCACGCUGCCUCAUCCCCCCUGCCGGUGCCAGGGACUCCACACUCCCCUGGUGAGGGGUCCCAGCUCCAGAGGCCUCUACCAGGGUCUGAACCCGACUGCCAGAGCUCCUGGCAGCAACUCCCCAGCUUGGCACACGGCGGCAUGGCAGCCACAGCACGGCAGCCACGGCAUGGCAGCACACGGCAUGGCAGCCACGGCAUGGCAGCCACAGCAUGGCAGCGCAGAGCAGGACACAACAGCGCACCGCACAGCAGCCACGCGUGGCAGAGCACUCACACCCGCUCACUCAGCAGGAAUCUUGGGGCCAUGCAGA
Sorex araneus (European shrew) is the source of this 2151-nucleotide messenger RNA. It is a transcript of the gene PTK6, whose product is annotated as protein tyrosine kinase 6. Gene Ontology annotation, molecular function: ATP binding; non-membrane spanning protein tyrosine kinase activity; signaling receptor binding. Gene Ontology annotation, biological process: cell differentiation; protein phosphorylation; innate immune response. The record is from RefSeq and is a predicted model, not a curated record. Gene Ontology annotation, cellular component: extrinsic component of cytoplasmic side of plasma membrane. NCBI's taxonomy places the organism in Eukaryota, Metazoa, Chordata, Mammalia, Eulipotyphla, Soricidae. Bases 40 to 1386 code for a protein of 448 amino acids. The transcript is spliced from 8 exons.